Aphanomyces astaci is the source of this 723-nucleotide messenger RNA. RefSeq lists its product as hypothetical. The record is from RefSeq and is a predicted model, not a curated record. The transcript has 2 exons. The coding region runs from base 17 to 703 and encodes 228 amino acids. Lineage: Eukaryota; Oomycota; Saprolegniomycetes; Saprolegniales; Verrucalvaceae.
GUUUCAGUGGUGCAAGAUGGACAUGGACUUGAAUGUGGUGAAGGGUCACGUGCAAUCGUGUGCGAGCGCCGUGGACGCAUUGCUUGCCGAGGUCAAUGUGCUGCGGAAGAUUAUUUACAAGAACACGAGCCAGCACCGUCGUGCCAACUACUUCCAAUACCUUGUGCAUGUAAAACGGCUACACCGUGGCAUGAAAGCGGACAAGACCAAGCACAUGAUCAAGGCAACCCUUCAUCUCUUGGAUGUGUUGCAAGUCAAAGACACAAAUAUGCAUCAUGUGUCGUGGAAAGUGUUGGGCGGAGACUGCAAGACGAACGUGGAUACUGUGUUGCGCCAACUGCUGGCGCUCAUCGAUACGUGUGUGGAAGCUAUGGAAGCUGAGAAAAAGGCGUACACCGCACUGGGCAUGCAGUACGCCAUGACGUUCUUCAUGCCGUUCUGCGUCGUGGCCACAAGUCUCGUCGGACGACUGUACACGCUCCAUCAAACGCUUCUCGUUCGCUUUGUCGAAGCGCACCAUGCCAUCACACUGGCGUACCUGGCUCAAACGAUAUUGGCCAACCCUCUGUACGCCAGUACAGUCACCGCACAACUCGCCAGCUACCGACUGCCCCCACAAGUGGUCGCUGCCCUCGACAUGACCUCGUCGCUGGAAGCCACGACCGCUCCACUCAACCAAGAGAACUCAGCAACUUCGUUUUAACUUAUCAACACUAUUCACGC